Cyphellophora attinorum is the source of this 1242-nucleotide messenger RNA. Its product is annotated as UDP-glucose 4-epimerase. The coding region runs from base 1 to 1242 and encodes 413 amino acids. The transcript has a single exon. The record is from RefSeq and is a predicted model, not a curated record. Gene Ontology annotation, biological process: beta-D-galactose catabolic process via UDP-galactose, Leloir pathway. NCBI's taxonomy places the organism in Eukaryota, Fungi, Ascomycota, Eurotiomycetes, Chaetothyriales, Cyphellophoraceae. Gene Ontology annotation, cellular component: cytosol. Gene Ontology annotation, molecular function: UDP-glucose 4-epimerase activity.
AUGUCCUCAACAUACACGUCGAGAGCGGCCUCGCCAUCAGCCUCAUACCCAGGCACACCAGCCACAGAACGCUCAGUGCUCUUCGACAAUGUCGACCUACCUCAGUACAUUCUCGUCACAGGCGGCCUGGGCUUCAUUGGAUCACAUACCGCGGCUGAGCUUCUCAAGUCCGGAUACAAUGUGUUGAUUGUCGACAAUUGCAUGAACUCACAUCGACGCGUCUUUGACCGGAUAGUUCAGAUCGCAGACAACCACUAUGCCGACUCACCACAAAAAAGACCAGAUGUCAAGCUGUUCGAUAUCAGCUACCAGGACAUUCCGGCAAUGCAGAACCUUCUGGACCAAUACACCAGCUGGUCAUUGUCCGGAGAUCGGCAGAGCUCGAUCAUCGGCGUUAUCCAUUUUGCUGCCCUCAAGGCCGUAGAGGAGAGCAUCCGCAUGCCUCUGAAGUACUACCGCAACAACAUCAACGGUCUGAUCGACUUCCUCAGCCUGCUGGACGAGUACAACGUCAAGAAGUUCAUCUUCUCGUCAUCGGCCACCGUAUACGGCACUGUUGCUGACCGAGGUCUGCCUGUCCGCGAAGAGAGCUGUGUACACAAGCCCACGUUGUACCAGGACAAGGACUCGGAGCAGUUGGCCGAGCAAGGUUGCACAGGCCUCACCAAUCCUUACGGUCGCACAAAGUUCUUUGGCGAGGCUAUCCUUGCCGAUCUCGCAGCGUCAGAUCCAUCUUGGACAAUCCUGGCCCUGCGGUACUUCAACCCUAUCGGCUGUGACGAGUCUGGUCUCAUUGGCGAGGAUCCAAAAGGCGUCCCAUCGAAUCUUCUGCCGGUCGUGACGAAGGUCAUGACUGGCGAGUAUGCUGAGCUCAAGGUCUUCGGCGAUGACUGGAACACGCCCGACGGCACAGCUAUCAGAGACUUCAUCCACGUCACUGAUCUGGCACGAGGACACAUCGCCGCCCUCUCAACGGCUCAGGGCGAGUGCCUGAAGGAGAACUUCCGCACGUUCAACCUCGGUACAGGCACUGGCUAUUCUGUCGAGCAAGUCGCCUCAACCAUGGAGACAGUCUCAGGCCGUCCAGUCAACCGACGAAAGGUCGAGCGUCGUGCGGGCGAUGUCGGCACAUGUGUCGCUGUCGCUGAUCGUGCUCGGGUAGAGCUCGGUUGGGAAACUCAGAAGUCGCUGAACGAUGCAUGCCGCGACAUCUGCAACUUCCUUGAGCUCAACAAAUCGUGA